Molecule: messenger RNA, 1553 nt
Organism: Cuscuta campestris
Lineage: Eukaryota; Viridiplantae; Streptophyta; Magnoliopsida; Solanales; Convolvulaceae
Source: the annotation of a GenBank genome assembly
UGCAAUCGGUUGUUUUUUUUUUUUUUGAAGAAAUGAAAAUAAAAAAAUAAUGGUGGGAGUGUUACUAGAGUAGGAACCGUGCAGGAAGUGUGUUGUUACUAGGAGUAUAACAACUUCCCAGUUCUUUGUUACUCGGUAUAAAUUACAUCAUUCUCCAUCGCUUCUCCCUCAAUACCCUCAUCAUUCUCCAUCGCACUGUGAAAAACAAUGAGAAGUCUAAUUGAUUCAUCUGUGAUGUUGAUCCAGUGCAUCAUCGCAUGGAUUUCACAUCUUUUGUGUUUCCUUCUUUGCCUAAACAAAGGAUUUGGCCCCUUCCCAGAUGAUAUCUUAAUUAAUAUUUUGAGCAGACUUCCUGCUGACGCUAUUCUGCAAUGUCGCAAAGUGUGCAGACACUGGAGGUCUCUAACUUCGUCGACUGAUUUCAUCACGCUGCAAAACCAUAGAGCUCCCUCCGUCAUUCUUCUUGUCAAACCUAGACCCUCUACUUCCCUUGAAAAGAGAGGCGGAGAUUUUUAUGUUUAUGAUGCACUUGCCAAAAAACUGAGAAAGAUUUCUUUCGAGUCCAAUCUUCGCUUUGAGGGCCGCGCCAAACAGUUCGAUUCGAUUUGUUUAUACGGUGCUUGUGGUCCCUUACUUCAUUAUAAGGCUUCAGGGUACUACCAUUGGUCCUGGGGGAGACACGACUUUGCUUUCAACCUCUUCACCCGACAACUAGGAGCUAUGAAAGCGAGCACAAACCAGGCUGUGUGUGGCCUAUUCUUUAAUGAGGCGAGAAAUGAAUACAACUACAUAUGCGCACUUUGGCACACUAAUGUGGGUUGUCAGUUUUGUGUGUACAGUUUGGAUUCCCGCACUGAUGUGGAAAUCGCCUGUAGCCCUCUCUUUUACAGGAAAUAUGCUGUGAAAUACCCAGCAGUUACUGCGAACGGAGCUCUAUAUAUGAUUGUGUAUCCCAUUGAGAAGGACAAAGAUGAUUGCAUGCACGCCAUACUCGCGUUUGAGAUGGAUUCUGGAAAAUUCAACAUUCUGCCACAUCCAGAAUUUGGAUGCCCCCCUAUGAAACAUCAUCAUUUGUCCAUGUAUGUGUUUGCUCAUGAUGGCCAUUUGUGUAUCUCCCAUAAUGACAUGGUGUUGGGGCGACUAGACAUAUGGGUUUUGGAGGAUUAUGCAAACUGGUAUUGGGUCCCAUUGUCUUCUACGAUAAGUCUCCCCAUCCCGGAAGGCUCUAAGAAGGACCCUCGUUUCGUGAUCCAGAGCGUGCGAAGGGAUGAGUUGCUAGUAUUAUGGGAUCCAUAUUUAUUUCUUGUCAACUUGAAGGAGGGCAGCGUUGAAGAAAUCAAAGUGCCACACAAAGGUUCUCGUGAUUUAAUUGCUUACAAAUUAAUUGCUUACAAGAGUACGCUCGCAGCUCCACCUCUAGUUUGGGACGAAAGCAUACCUCCGCUCUUCCGUCUCUAAGAUAUUAUUGCACAAUGAAUAAAUUAGCUGGGAAAGGAUUUUCAGAUUUAUAUUGAAUUAUGAGUAGUAUAGUAUAAUAACUCAUUUCGUUUUUU